AUGUCGUCGUCGGAAAGUGUGCGUAACCGUAAUACUGAUGUUCGUCGCAUUAACCUCUGUGGUAGCGGAGCAGUGCAAAAAACGAGAUUUUGUUCCAAUAGAAUAAGUACUUGUAAAUAUAACGUCGCAUCAUUCCUCCCACGAUUUCUUUAUGAACAAUUUCGUCGCUAUAAUAAUAUAUUCUUUUUAACGAUAGCCUUACUUCAGCAAAUUCCUGAUGUUAGCCCAACUGGACGGUACACAACAGCGGUGCCGUUCAUGAUAAUUUUAUCUGUUUCAGCAAUUAAAGAAAUUUUCGAAGAU
This is a messenger RNA of Ostertagia ostertagi, 303 nucleotides long. Lineage: Eukaryota; Metazoa; Nematoda; Chromadorea; Rhabditida; Trichostrongylidae. The record is from the annotation of a GenBank genome assembly.